AUGACGCAGGGUCUUAACAACAGACCAGGAAUUUGCAGCCCCCUGGUGGGUCAUGAAGGUACUGCAGGUGUUGGCUGUGAGAGAAUCAAAAGAAUUCUGGUGAUAAAGAGUUCUUUUCCUUUCAGGUACCAGGUGUACCCAACCUGCAGGAACACCUCAGGGGUGCUGGGAUUCUCUGUCACCGUGGAAACACAGGCCACCAAGUUCAGCACAGAGUUUGUGGAGGCGAAGAUCGAGGAGUUCCUUGUCAGCUUCGGCGAGUGUUUGUCGGGUCUUAGCGAGGAGGCGUUUAAAACGCAGGUGACCGCUCUCAUCAAGCUGAAGGAGUGCGAGGACGCUCACCUGGGAGAGGAGGUCGACCGAAACUGGUUUGAGGUCGUCACGCAGCAGUACGUCUUCAAGCGGCUCAACAAAGAGAUCGAGGCCCUGAAGGUCUUCAGUCAGGGGGAGCUGGUCUCCUGGUUCAUGGAGCACAGAAACGGCAGCAGUAGGAGGCUCAGCGUGCACGUGGUCGGUUUCGGCGUGGAAGAGAACGACCCGCCUGAGCAGAGUGUCUGCUGCAGCCAGGACAGCCCCGACUCCCCCCCCUCCUCCUCGGCAUACGGGGAGGUGAGCGAGCUGAACUUCCUGCCUGCCUCCUCGCCGGCGCUCCAGGACGUCACGCUCAUCUCAGACAUCAGAGCGUUCACCUCAUCCCUCCCCCUCCACCCAUACCACAAAAUCCUCAGCUAGGUCCGGACGGACGGUGAAGGUGAAGAACGCCUCGUUCACUCUGUCAGUGUGUCGGGGAAAAUAAAGUUACCAUUGAAACA
This is a messenger RNA of Labrus bergylta (ballan wrasse), 812 nucleotides long. The record is from RefSeq and is a predicted model, not a curated record. NCBI's taxonomy places the organism in Eukaryota, Metazoa, Chordata, Actinopteri, Labriformes, Labridae.